UCCAUGGGAGGCACCGAACUCCGUCGUCUCGUUUCCGGCGGUCGCGCGCUCUUUUCUCGGGGCGGUAGAGGCCGGGUAGCGUCGCCGUUACUCCGAGGAGAGACCAGUCGGUGGAGGGGUGCAAGAAUGCAGAGCAAUAAAACCUUCAACUUGGAGAAGCAAAACCAUGCUCCAAGGAAGCAUCAUCAGCACCAUCACCAACAGCACCACCAGCAGCAGCAGCAACAGCCGCCGCCAAUACCUGCAAAUGGGCAACAAGCCAGCAGCCAAAAUGAAGGCUUGACUAUUGACCUUAAGAAUUUUAGAAAACCAGGAGAGAAGACCUUUACCCAGCGGAGCCGGCUCUUUGUGGGCAAUCUUCCUCCUGAUAUCACCGAGGAGGAAAUGAGGAAACUGUUUGAGAAAUAUGGGAAAGCUGGUGAAGUCUUCAUUCAUAAGGAUAAGGGCUUUGGCUUUAUUCGCUUGGAAACACGAACUCUAGCCGAGAUUGCCAAAGUGGAGCUGGACAACAUGCCACUCCGUGGCAAGCAGCUUCGUGUGCGCUUUGCUUGUCAUAGUGCAUCUCUCACAGUUCGAAACCUUCCUCAAUAUGUGUCCAAUGAACUGCUGGAGGAGGCCUUUUCUGUGUUUGGCCAGGUAGAGAGGGCUGUGGUCAUUGUGGAUGAUCGAGGAAGGCCCUCUGGAAAAGGCAUUGUUGAAUUCUCAGGGAAACCAGCUGCUCGGAAAGCUCUGGACAGAUGUAGUGAAGGCUCUUUCCUGCUAACCACAUUUCCGAGGCCUGUGACUGUGGAGCCCAUGGACCAGUUAGAUGAUGAAGAGGGGUUACCAGAAAAACUGGUUAUUAAGAACCAGCAAUUUCACAAGGAAAGAGAACAACCACCCAGAUUUGCCCAGCCUGGCUCAUUUGAGUAUGAGUAUGCCAUGCGCUGGAAGGCACUCAUUGAGAUGGAGAAACAGCAGCAAGACCAAGUGGACCGUAAUAUCAAGGAGGCUCGUGAGAAGCUGGAAAUGGAGAUGGAGGCUGCUCGUCAUGAGCACCAGGUCAUGCUCAUGAGGCAGGAUUUGAUGAGGCGCCAAGAAGAACUUCGAAGAAUGGAAGAGCUCCAUAAUCAAGAAGUGCAAAAACGAAAGCAACUGGAGCUCAGGCAGGAGGAGGAGCGUAGGCGCCGCGAGGAAGAGAUGCGGAGACAACAGGAAGAAAUGAUGCGGCGACAGCAGGAAGGAUUCAAGGGAACCUUCCCUGAUGCGGUAUAUCUCCCAUGUGCCCAUAAUAGAGAACAGGAGCUGCGGAUGGGUCAGAUGGCUAUGGGAGGUGCUAUGGGCAUAAACAACAGAGGUGCCAUGCCUCCUGCUCCUGUACCGGCUGGUACCCCAGCUCCUCCAGGGCCUGCCACUAUGAUGCCAGAUGGAACCUUGGGAUUGGGCUUACUCCUGGCUCUGCGUUCAGGGAUCAUUCCUGGCGGGCUCGGUGGACCGUAUGUGGUGCCGGGGGUCGAACCCAGGUCGGCCGUGUGCAAGACCCCACCAACGACUGAGCGCUUUGGCCAGGCUGCUACAAUGGAAGGAAUUGGGGCAAUUGGUGGAACCCCUUCUGCUUUCAACCGUGCAGCUCCUGGAGCUGAAUUUGCUCCAAACAAACGUCGCCGAUACUAAUAAAAUUGCAUUGUCUAGUUUCCUAAAACCCUUAAAGAAAAGGACCCUUUUUGGACUAGCCAGAAUUCUACCCUGGAAAAGUGUUAGGGAUUCCUCCCAAUAGUUAGGUCUUCCCUGCCUGUAGUACUCUAUCUAGGGAGUAUGCUGGAGGCAGAGGGCAAGGGAGGGGAGAUCAUUUCAAAUCAAUGCUGUGUGGUAUAUUGUUUCUGUGUGGUGCAUUCCUGAAGUCUCAUGUGAUUGUUGAGCCUAAGGGAACCAUGACAAAAUGGAUCCAGUUAGAGCCCCAUUACUCAUGAUCAUUCCAUUUGUCCAUCUUGUUCUAUUUGCUUAUUCAUAACCGCAACCCCAAAGACACUGCCACGUAUACCACUAAAACCAAACAUCCCCCAUGACCUUAGCCCCAUUGCUCCAUUCACUCCCAGGUGGGAAUUCCAGCAAAUGUCCAUAGAGGUCACAGACAACAUAUGUACUGGUUCUGUUAUAUCCCAUAUAUUACCCUUUCAUGUCUUAAGGAAGACAUUUUCUCUUAGAGAUUUUCAUUUUAGUAUAUCUUUAAAAAAUCUUGUGUUAACUUGCCUUCAUUAUUUUCUUGGGUAAGGAAAAGCCCAUGGAUCACCAAUUUUGUCUAUGAUGUUGCUCGUCACAGCUUUUCUUGAUAGGCCCAGUACAAUCUCGGAAAUAGGGUUGCUGUAGGCUAAAGGUCAGACAGUAGCUCUUCAGCUUGCCUGUCUUAGGUAGUUAUGCUGUUCAUUUUUUAUUAGUGUGCCAUGUUUGAUUUGUCCCUGAUAAUCUUUGGAGUUUUUCUGAGAUAUGGAGCAGUAAAGCAGCAUCACCUUAUUAAAAUACAUUUUAAGCCUUUUAA
Messenger RNA from Sorex araneus (European shrew), 2515 nucleotides. It is a transcript of the gene NONO, whose product is annotated as non-POU domain containing octamer binding. The record is from RefSeq and is a predicted model, not a curated record. NCBI's taxonomy places the organism in Eukaryota, Metazoa, Chordata, Mammalia, Eulipotyphla, Soricidae. Gene Ontology annotation, molecular function: RNA binding. Bases 4 to 1653 code for a protein of 549 amino acids. Gene Ontology annotation, biological process: regulation of DNA-templated transcription. The transcript has 12 exons. Gene Ontology annotation, cellular component: nucleus.